AUGUUCAAAGUCUCUAACACCAUCGUCGCCGCCCUCAUUGCCGUCCUGGCCAUGGUUGGUGAUGCCAGUGCCGGUAUCCCUGCUCGUCGCGACAUCGCUCUGGCGGACAACCCAGUCGACGCCUGCAACGGCAGCAACCACUAUGGCGUCGGACAUAGCUGCGCCUGGGCGGGUGGCAACGAAGGCACCUGCCAAGUCAACCCCAGUGGCGUACUAGUCUGUGUCAACUGA
Molecule: messenger RNA, 231 nt
Organism: Peniophora sp. CBMAI 1063
Lineage: Eukaryota; Fungi; Basidiomycota; Agaricomycetes; Russulales; Peniophoraceae
Source: the annotation of a GenBank genome assembly